Phoenix dactylifera (date palm) is the source of this 2013-nucleotide messenger RNA. NCBI's taxonomy places the organism in Eukaryota, Viridiplantae, Streptophyta, Magnoliopsida, Arecales, Arecaceae. The record is from RefSeq and is a predicted model, not a curated record.
AGCUGUCCAUAGCUCCGCCUCAGAGACUGAGAUGUCCAAGAUCGAGCUCCCUCGGCUGCCACCGCCGAAGUCCGGGCCUCUCACUUUAAGUACCCUUUCCAUCCCCCGGUCGCCUGCGAAAGAAAGUUGAAGGAUUCCACGCUUCCUUUCCUUCCAAGAUUCCUACCGAAAUAUGGCAAGAAAAGGAGACGAAUUUAAAGAGAUUUAGGUUUUCCAGUGACUUCGAGUCUCUUGCUUUCUCUCGUUGUUUCGGGUUCGAUUUCGGAGGUAUGUUGUGAUUUCAUUCUCUGGUGAAUUCUUGGUUUUGGGUUGGGAAUGUGGGAUUGGGGGAUGGUUUUGGUUCCUCGGUUUGGGUUUGAUUUGUACAGAUCUGGUGCCGAUCAUGGUUGGAUUUGAUUCAUUUAGGUGGGAUAUCUCCUGGUUCUUGUUCUUGAUUGUUUUUUUUUCCGAUUUAUGCAAUUGGUUGAUUUGUAUUGGAUUCUGGAUCGAUUUAACCUCGUGCAUGUGUGCAUUGUUAUUUAUGACCUCUGUUUUCUUGGGAUAUCUUCGUGUUUUCUUAUAAUGAAUCUGGUAUAAGAUCUGUCUCCUAGCUUGUAUUGGGCAAUAAUGUAAAAGAUUAUGGAUAUUUUUCAGUUCUGUGGGAGGAAUGGUGAUUGAUGGAGAGAAGACAAAGACUUAUCUGGGAAGGUUUUUGCUGAAGAGUGGCUGAUGUAAUGUUUGGAAUUGAUUGGAGAAGGGGGGCAAGGUGAAGCUUGCUUAUUGGAUUAGUUUCUUGUAUGAAUUAAUGAAUAUUAUACUUUCUCUUUUGUUGUCGUCCUAAAAUCAGAAUCUUGGUUUAUCACCUCCUUAUGCAGUACCAUGAAUUUAGAAGGCUUUGAUAUGAAAUCAUACGUGGGUCAAACCAUUUUCUGUUCUCAGAAUGCAUCUCAGAGCCAAUUUUCUGUUUAAUUUCUUUGUUUCUGUAUUGGAAGCUUUUCUGUUUAAUUUCUUGUGUCUGUAUUGCAAGGUCUUAUUGGUCAUUAUAUUAAUUUUAAGUGUUCGGUUUUUCUCUUUUUCAGGUUUCUACAUAUAGCUUUUUCACUUUAGCAUGAUGUUUCUUGAGGCCACCAUUUGCAUGAAAAAAGUUCCUAUUAGUGCUUUUUAAUCCGAGACUAUAUGUUGGUUGCACCUUGGUUUAGGUCUGCUUCGGAGUCGCUUUGCUGCUAGGUUUUUGUGAGGGUGUUGAGUUUAAUAGGAAGCAACAAAUAUUGGAAAGGAGUAGGUCUGUGUGAUAGUGAUGGACUUGGGUUCUGCACUCUUCAGACUAGCUGCUGUCUGAUGUUUCUGGUCUGAAGAUUUUUGGGUGUAAAUUUUCUUUAAUCCUUAUUCUUUCCGUCCCUUGUACUACUCUUUCUGGGUAGGGGUUGGAUGUGGUGCAAAGGUUGCAUAUGACUUUCACAUGAUGCGUGAAGAAAGACCUGAUAGGUUCUAUAGCCAGGUAGGACUUUCACAAGCUCGAAGGCUGGUCCAAGGGAAAGUGACAAGAUUGCAUAUCCACAACCCAUUUCCUGUCCAAGUCGGUAGGGAACUGUGGAUCCAGCAGCCUGAUUGCCUGGAAAUAACUCAUCAUGGGCAGGUGUUCAUGCUGAGGAGGGCAACAUCCUCAUUUACCCUUCGCAGCUCCUUGUUGCUGAUGGCAAUUAGAAAGAACUGGUCCUCUUUCUUUGUUGGUAAGCAAGUAAUUUUACACGGUUGGAGGAAAGAGGUGGAAUCUCCCCCACCUUUUUUAACCCCUUACUUGGAGUUUGCAGCCCUGGUAGAUCAGGAAAUUUUUUUUCUGUGAGAAGGAAAAUUUUUUACUUUGUAUGAAUUCAUAGAGUAGUUACUCGAGUGGAGUUCAGAAGCAAGGGCGGAACAAGCUGGGUUCGUAACAUCCAUAUGUGUAUAGCUGCCGGAAUACAAGAUGGAUAUAUAGAAUCAAAGAUAUUACUUUUAGGAAAAUUUUAAUGAAUCAUCCUUGUUGUGCCUCUGGAA